AUGAACUGUUCACGUGAAUGGCUCAGUGAGAUCACUGAGGCAAUGUACUUUGGACUAAGGAAGUACAAGAUCACGAUUUUAACAAGGAAAGCACCGUUCAUCAUUCAUCGAAGCGGCUCACGUCAACCCGUCCGGCCCUUCCGAGUUUCGGAUGGAGGAAUCUGGAACAAAACACUGUUUUUGAAGAAGUUAGAGGAAGGUAGCAUCGGAGUGCCUGAAGACCAACCCCUUCCCUUUGGUAAAGAACCAGUGCCUCACGUCCUUGUGGGCGAUGACGCUUUUGCUUUACGGCCGUUUGUUAUGAAGCCAUACCCACAAAGAAAUAUCAGUCUCGAAGAGCGGAUUUACAAUUACAGACACAGCAGAGCUAGACGUCUAUCAGAAAACCUGUUUGGCAUCAUGGCUAAUAGAUGGAGGGUGUUUCUAACACCAAUACAGCUCUCUCCUACUUUUGUGGAAGACUUAACUUUGGCAGCUUUGACCCUGCACAAUUUUUUGAGACCAAACAAAGUGUCAAAGCAGAUCUACUCACCAAAGGGUCUUGCAGAUGAGGAGGACAUCUCAACUGGUGAGGUGGUCCCUGGGUCCUGGCGGUCAUCAGAGCUCCAGAUGAACCCUUUACCAGUUCCUAAUUCUGGGCACAAUGCUAGCAGGUUGGCAAAAGGUGUGCAAGACAUAUUCAAAGAUUAUUUCUGCAAUGAAGGAAGUGUGCCCUGGCAAUGGGACAGGUGUUAAAAUAAUGCAUUCAUGCCACUGUGAUUUUGACACGAUUAUUGGCAGCUACUUACAGUUGAAAGAUAAACCACAAGAAGAGCCCUAGAUUUAGUCAUGUCUGUUCAAUCUUUCAUUUUAUUCAAUGUUCAGUUUCUUGGGAAUAAGUACCUUAAUAAAUUUCAGCAAAAAAUACAUAUUUAUUACACAUUUUGCGAUUUACAUCUAAACUCAUUUAAUAUAUACUGCCAGAAUUUUCUGUUCAUAAAAAAAAUAACUUAUUACAUUGUGUGUUGCUUUGUAAAAUAUUACUGUUUGCCCAAUGUAUUUGUUUUUUAAGCUUUAUCAUUUGUUGUAUUUUAACAUGAACAAGAAACAUGAAAAUGUGACCUAAUUUGGUACAAGCUGAAGUAUAAUUGGUUAUCAAACAUUUCGAUCUUUGAUCAAUCCAAGUGGGAUGUUUCACUAACUUUAAUGAUAAAUGAAUGAC
Stylophora pistillata is the source of this 1201-nucleotide messenger RNA. RefSeq lists its product as uncharacterized. The record is from RefSeq and is a predicted model, not a curated record. Lineage: Eukaryota; Metazoa; Cnidaria; Anthozoa; Scleractinia; Pocilloporidae.